CUGCUGCCGGCGGAGCUGCGCGGGGCUCCCGCGGUGUAUUGCUCCGCUCCGUAGGGACGGCUAAGGCGGCACCAUGAAGAGGAGAGCAGGGGAGCGGGAGAAAGAACUGAAGAGGAAAAAACUUCUUGAAGAACUUGGGGAGAAUAGACUUCCAUACCUGACACCAGCCGAUGCUGAUUUCCACCAGCUGUGGAAGACCAAGUAUUCCAAGCUGAUUUUCAGGAAAUCUGAUACAGUACCUGAAGAGCUCCAUCAAAUGGUACAAGAAAGCUUUCUGGCCUUGCGAGAACACAACUGUUUCUUUCAAGAUCUUGUAAGGAUCAAAGGAAAAGACUUUCUCACUCCAGUGUCUCGUAUAUUAAUUGGAAGCCCAGGAUGCACUUAUAAGUACUUGAACACAAGAUUAUUUACAGUUCCUUGGCCUGCAGAAAGUUACAAUAUAAAAUAUUGCAGUCCUCAAAUACAUGAUGCUUGUAAAGCAUUAAUGAGACUUAAUGACUACUUGCAUAUUGAAACAGUCAAGGCAUUACAAGGACAAAAUUUGUUUGAAAACAAAGAAAUUAACGAUACUGCUAUACUAGAUAGGAAGCAAAGUUUUGCUACUUCUCUUACAGAGCAAGUGUCUGUUUCAAAAGAUCAAAGCAGUGUUUGUGUACCAGAGGAUGACAGAAGUCUAAAGAACAGAACAUCAUAUAAUUUGACUUUAUUAAAUUAUAUGGAUCCACUACAAAUGCUGUACUUGAAACAAGAGCCUUACUUUGGAAUGGGGAACAUGGCAGUGAGCUGGCACCAUGAUGAGAACCUGGUGGAGAGGUCAGCAGUGGCUGUGUACAGUUACAGCUGUGAAGAUUCAUCUGUAAAAGAAAGCAACGAACAGGAACUGAAGGGAAGAGACCCAGCUGUUUGGCACGUGGGCUUGAAGGUGGCAUGGGACAUAGAGACACCUGGCUUGGCAGUGCCACUUCACCAAGGAGACAUUUACUUGAUGCUUGAUGACCUCAAUAUGACCCAUCAGCACUGUGUUCUGGCUGGUUUGUCACCUCGGUUCAGCUCCACUCACAGGGUGGCAGAUUCUUCAAGAGGAACAUUGGAAUACAUAUUUGGGCGGUGUGAACUGGCACUCCAGAAUUUACAGACUGAUCCUGAUUCAAUGGCUUUGUCUUUGAAAUCACUGGAAGCUGCAGUGGUGAAGCAAGUAGAAGAAAUACAUAAUGAGGUUGAAUUUGAGUGGCUUAGACAGUUUUGGUUCCAAGGCAAGAGGUAUUUGAAGUGCACUGAUUGGUGGCUUAAGCCUAUGGCUAAAUUGGAAGAAUUUUGGAGAAAACUGGAGAUUAUGACAAGUCUGGUCCUCUCUGAGGUUAGAAAAGAGCAACAAAUUGAGGAACAAAGGAAUGAGACCAUCAGCUGCUUCCUGCUCCUUCUUAAGGAGAGACAAAAGCUGCGUAAAGAAUGGACAGCAAGGUGCCAGUCAGACGCAGCAGAGAGCUUGCCAGAAGACCAGAAACCAGAAUGCCAUCCCUUCUGGACAGAUGAUGAUGAAUGUAAUAUGCCUCUGCCAUAUGAUCUAGAAGAAGUAAUUGCUUAUCUACAAAAUCUUGUUCAAUGGAUAGAAUAACAAGUGACCUUCCAGCCUAGAAUUAUUGAUGCUGGUCAUCUGGGGAGAAGCUUUGUCAUUAUCAUAAAUCUUUUAAGCUUUAUGAUUUCUUGAUUAUAUGUUAUUUUAUGUGUCAAUGCAGAUUUUACCAGUCUUUACACAGUAGCUUAGUCACUGUCUCACAAUAAAGAGGACCAGCCCCCAAAUUUAGAGAAGCGUGUGUUUUUUAAGACCUGAAGUCCAGAACACCAGCCUUAGUUCCCUCCUCCUCCACUCUAAUUCCCAUUGACCCUACAGCCCAGGGAUAUCUGUGUUUCAAAGAAUCACAGGAUGGGGCAGGUUGGAAGGACCACAGUGGAAUCACCUUGUCCAACCUCUCUGCUCAAGUAGAAUUGCCCAGGGCACAGGGCUGUGUCCGGACAGUUCUGGAAUGUCCCCAGCGAGGGAGACUCCACAGGCUCUGGCCAGGCUGUUCAGUGCUCGGGCCCUGCACAGCAAAGAACUCCUUGCUCGUGUCCAAGUGCAACUUCCUGGGCAUCAUUCCUGCCCCUUCCUCCUGUCCCAUCGCUGGGCACCAGGAGCAGAGCCUGGUCCAUCCUCUGACACCUCCUGCAGAUACUGACAUACAUCAGUAAUGUCCCCUCUCAGCCAUCUCUUCUUGAGGCUGAGCAGGCCCAGCUCUGCAGUGUUUUGACACAUUCCCUUGGUAUCUGAAUUUCAGCUUCCAUGAGUGCCUAGAGCUGUCUCUGGCCUGGCAGGUUUGAGCAGCCCAAGGUGUAGCUCACACCUGUGCCAAAGCAGACUGCAUGAUCUGGGCAUCCUAACGAGAGGCCAGCUUGGGCUGAGCCUGCUGGAGAUCUUCAGAACAGACCUGUGGAUUCUCAAUCCGGUAACACAAAGGGGCAGGAGAUGCUGGAGAUAUUCCUUUGUGCAGUGGCUCCUUCUCAGAGCGUUUUUUCAGGAGAGGAAUUCUGUAGGAGCAUUCUAACACAGAUCCCAAGACUUUCUUUAGAGUAUUACUAAGAGAGAUUUCUGAUGUGAAUCUGUACCUCCUGGGCUCCCUGGAAUUCAGAAUUCAGUUCCUAAUCAUUGCUUUGUUUCUGCAUGUUGUGAAACCUAUUCUGAGGUCAGGUUUCCCAGUGCAUUGCCUAAAGAUGUGAUGGACCUAAGUAAGACCUUCCAUUUGGGCUGUUUGGUCCCCUGAGAAACUAGAUUUAGAUUGUCUGAUAUUGGGAAUUUCAGCAUCAAGUGAGAUCUAUGAGC
Onychostruthus taczanowskii (white-rumped snowfinch) is the source of this 2857-nucleotide messenger RNA. It is a transcript of the gene FTO, whose product is annotated as FTO alpha-ketoglutarate dependent dioxygenase. The transcript has 9 exons. Lineage: Eukaryota; Metazoa; Chordata; Aves; Passeriformes; Passeridae. Gene Ontology annotation, molecular function: ferrous iron binding; broad specificity oxidative DNA demethylase activity; mRNA N6-methyladenosine dioxygenase activity. Bases 74 to 1615 code for a protein of 513 amino acids. The record is from RefSeq and is a predicted model, not a curated record. Gene Ontology annotation, biological process: DNA alkylation repair; regulation of multicellular organism growth; RNA repair.